UGAAGAAUUGCUGGGAAAACUUGCAGUAGUUGAUACAAAUUGUGCUACAAAGAGAAAUAGUAUAGUACAUUGAGAGAUUACAAUAACUGUAAACAUCAGCGCUUGCAUGAUUGGGCGCAGUUUAGAAAAUAGUGUAGACAAUAGCAGAACAGCAACUGAUUAGGCGGCCAGUUUAAAUUCCAUCACCUGAGGAAGAGUGCCAGUAGAAAGGAAGAUGUGGAGCAGAUGUUGAGAACAAGUGGAGAUGCUGAAACAGGUCGAUAAAUAAUUCCUGUUAUUUGAAUCAUGAUGGACUUCGGCUAGUUCUGAAAAAUGGGUGUCAUAUGAUAUGAAUAAGAAAGAAUCCAUCUGUAAAAAAUGGCAGAAACUGUUUCAGAAGCAGUUAAAAUUUCCAAACUCCUUGGUCUGAACUCGGAAAAUGAUUACACCAAGUAUGAGAACGUUAAACUGGCGGCUCAGAAAAGAAGACUGGCCGCAGAAAGUAACAAAACAAAGUCCCAUAAAAUUUUGGUCACCCCUGUUAGAGCUUAUCCAAUCAUAAGCCACUCGACACCUAACCAACAUCGUGACCUAUUGCAGAGUAGCUCUAGAAAAGCCUCAGAUCAUGAUCACACUGACUUGGUUAAUGCUCGGAGGUGUAAAAGUGAAACAAAAGAGAUAAGGACAUCUCAUAGACAUAAGACAAGUGAACGCCAUGUGGAGAAUGAUAACAUUAAGAGAGGUGAAUCUGCUAUAGACUUUAGACUAGAUAGAGUCAAAGAAAAAAUACUACAAAGAGAUCCACCCAAUGUUGGUGAUGUAGGUGAACUGAAUGGAAAGAGAAAGGAAGUGAAUCAAUCUCCUAAAGCAACAAGAAGUGAAAAAAGUAGAAUAUUGGUCAGAAGAGAAUCACCGAGUGUAGCAAAAAGUGGUAGAAUAGAAACUAACAAUGAAAAUGCCUUAACAAAUGGGGAUGUUCAUAGCACAAAAGAAACGCGGAGUUCUGUGAAGCGUGGUGUAUCACCAAGCUCACAUGAACCAGGGGAAGAUGCGAAACAUCACAGAAGACAGUCACCUGUAAUAGAUAAAAUCAAUGCGCAGAAAUUGUUGAAAAAGUCAAAUUCAGAACACAAAUUUGUAAGGAAACGUAAAGAUGAGUCUAGUGAAAGAAAAACUUCGCCAAAAAAUAAACCAAUGGAAGUAAGAAGACGAUUAGAUUUUGAAAAAGAUGAAACUGCAGAUGAACUAGGACCUCUUUCUAGGGAACUAGAUUUUACAGACAAAAUAGCGGCUCUAAGGUCUUUGAUGAACAGAGGAAAUGGAGAUGGAGAUUUUAAAGAUAUUUCUGACAGAAAGGCUUACUACAAUGAAUAUCGUUCAGGACAUAGGAAGGUUAUGGUUGGUCGAGCUGACUUAAGGAAUCAUGUUGAUAAACAUGAUGAAAAUGUGCUUAUUGAUGGUCAGUUAGAUAUAAAUUUCAUUAAAGGUCACUUAAAAAGUCAAAGGCUAAGACAGGUUCAUAGUGCAGAUAUUUUUAGCAAUGACUUAAAAAACAUUGAUGGUAGAUUAUCGGCUGUUGAGUUACAGCUACUAAAAGACAGGCUUGAACUUAGACAUGAAAAUGGAAAGGACACUGAGACUGAACAAUCUAGAGAUGCAAAAAUAGAUACAGAAGAUGACUUGUUUCAUGCUGGCAGUGGAAGAAAAAUAUUAAGCAGUUCAAAGAAACCUCGUAGAAAAUCAGAACACAAAAUGGAGACCGGGGAAACAGACAAUAGAGAAAGCAGGCCUAGUUCCAGGCUUGACUCGAAAGAAACUCAGGCAAAACUGUUGAAUAGUUCUAUACGGAGUGUACAAAGUAAUGUGCCUUUUUUUGAAGCCCUAGGUCGACCUAUGAGUGCUCCUCUUUUCAAUUGUGAAAUUGCUGUAGGUAAAAGGAAUGUUUACAAACAGAGGAGUGAGCAGUUUGAAGGUAUUGAAAAGGGAAUUCAUGUUAAUAAUGUUGAAACAUCACCUGGUGCUGAGGAAAGACAAACUAAUGUUAAUAACUUUAUGGGAACAAGUGUCACACCAGAAAAACAGAAACAUAGACCUAAAAUUAUUUCCAGAAGUAGGGAUUUAAAAGCUGAAAACAAUAAAAUCCAGCAAGUGCUAGAUAACGAUGCAUUAAAGCGUGACUCUGGAAACCAUAGACCCAGCUCAAGGAAUAGUCAGGUGGCUCUUGAUGAUGAAAUCAAAGGAAUUACUGGUCAAUCUAACAAGCUACGAUCUUGUAGACACAGUAAAAGAAGUGCUAGUACAGUUAAUGGUGUUGAUGUAGAUAAACACAACACUGAGAGAGAAAUCAGUAAGAGUGAAAAGAAGGUUAGAGAAUGGAUUAAAAAGCAGGAAAUGUUGACUAAAGGUAGACCGGCAAGUGCUUUUGAUUUUAACUCUGGGCCUGUUAUGAUGGAAGAGCUGAAUAUUAGUAUAAGUAUACCAACAGAUCCUAAGGCGGAAAUGAAACAUAGUCCGUCUGACAGCUGUGAUAGAAUUCCUGUUAAACUGGAGAAAAAGAAGAAUGAAAGGACUCAUACCCUCGGGCAGCCGACUACUGCCAUUGGAUUUUUAGCACCGAAGGAUGUGAGUUUAGGGCCUCUUUCAAAUCGUCAGGCAAUAUUUGAUAGACUAGAACGGAUCACUAUGGCUGUGACAACCCAGCAGCAUCAGUUUGAAGUUGAUAUACCAGUCGGUGAGGGAAAGGGUCGCACCAGUACACCCAUGCAAGCUUUGUCUGGGCGGGUUACCCCAAGGCGAGGGAAAACUAGCCGUAAAGUAGAGAAUUCCGACAGUGCCGAUACAGAGUCAUCUGUGUUCAGUCUUCCAUUCUCGAUUGAUUCAGGAGAUUCCAUUUCAUCAACUGUCCAGGCUGUCAAGUUGCUACGGAAACUCUACAAUGUUGACACGGAAACUAGACAAAAUCUCGUCCUUAUGGCAAAGUGUUUCCGUCGUUGGUUCAACAAUGUUCUCCAUGCCCUGGCCAGAAACCAACAGAUUGAGAAUGCAGCCAACCGUGUCAGUCCCAUCAGCUAUGGUGUCAUGCUUAGAAAAAGUGACACCUGUUACAGAGACUCACUUCUCAGCCAGUGUUUUGCCAAAUGGAGGACAGCGCAGAAGCACUCAUGCUUACACAAACGGGUGGCGGAGCUACGCCGAAGACACAUGCUCAAGAAAGGAAUGAAUGCUUUCCGGUGGGCAAUUAACCGCUCAAAGCUCCAACAGGGGAUCCUACAGGAUCGGAUCAAUGUCAUGCUUGUUCAAUCAACCUUUGUUAAGUGGCGAGAUCGGGCUCUAGAGAACCGUCGAUUGAGACUACAGCAGGCUUUCCUACGCUGGAGACAAUUCACCAAGGAGGCACAGAACAGGAGAAACAAGAAUUACAUGACCAUAUCGGAGCUUGAAGACUUACCAAUCACACCGAUACAGAGGAUACGAAUGCUGCGAAACCAGACAAACAUGAAGCUGAAGGGCCGAAUGUUCCAGGACUGGUGGGAAAACUACCAAACACGUCUAAAGGAGCAUAGGGCUGACCGACAUCAUAGACUUGUAGUUCUCUCCCAGGGCUGGUUUGGGUGGCGAUGUUACACCAUCACUUCUGUGGAGAAAAAGACCAGGGAUGCCCUCGGACAAGAGCUGUUCAGGAUGACUCUUCAGAGGAAGAUGUUCACAUGUAUGAAGGCGGAGUUUGCCAAGUUUUCCAUAGCCCAGUCCUUUAAUAGGGGUAGUCAGCUAAGGUUUGCUAUGCGGGCAUGGCGAGAGGGAGCCCAGGUUAGCCAUACGGAGCGGCAGAAUGACCUUCUGGUCGCUGAAGCCCACUGGGAAAGGUCAACACUCAGGGCUCACUUUUCGGCCUGGAGGGAUGGGCUCCUCACAAACAGGGCUUGUGCGCUGUAUAACAACAACAUGCUAAGGGAUGCGUUCAUUCUGUGGCGUGAGAGAUACACAGAUCUUGUCCAUCGCAGAGAGGAAGUGGAUACAUACCGUCGACACAGGGUCAUGGCACACACUUUCCAGCACUGGUUCGAGUUUGUUCUUGUGAUGAAGAAGCGUCGGGCUGCUGCGGUGGAGUGCAUCCACUCUGUGUUACAGAGACACGUGUUUGAUCUGUGGCGAUGGUACACCGGAUAUCAGAAGAGGCUACGAAAGCGCCUCCUGCUGCAUGUACGCAAGACAAGCCUUGACACAGAGCGACGAUACCUUAACAUCUGGAGGUCAAAGUUCAGGGUUAGAUGUGACGAGAAGAAAGCACAGCAGCUCUGGUCAAAUGCCUGUGCCAGGAAAGCUGCAGACAUUUGGCGGGACUUGUGCCACAGACGCAAUCUUGCCAGGUUGCUUAUUGACUCCGAACCGGACAGACAGCUCCAAACUCUAGCUGUGUAUUUCGGCAAGUGGCGUGUUCGGUAUGGCCUCAUUGAAGAUGAGAAGCGUGAAGCAUUAGAAGUGCGUGCCAGACUGGACCUGUCCCAGUUGAGGAUAAGGUUUGACACAUGGCGGGGCCUCACAAGACAACUGGUGCUCAUCAAACCCAUGGUGCUACGCUACAGGCAAAGGCUUGUCACUGAUUGUUUCACUGGCUGGCGACAAUACGUUGUACACAAGGCCGAAUGUCUCAAGAGUCAAGAACAAGUCACCACUGUGCUGCUUAGGAACAAAUUCACGGCUUGGAGACGCCAAUAUGAGGCUCAUCAGGUUGAGAAGAGGGUGAGGCAGACGUGUGAACAAAGACAGAUGAGCCGAUGUCUGCACGCCUGGCAUCAUGUGAUCCGCCGUAAACAUCAGGUGAAACACUUUCAUGACACAAACCUGGUCAGGAGAAAGUUUACUUACUGGAGCACGCUUGCCCGCAGACAAGUCAGGGAGAAACAAAUGCAGAAAAUGGAAAGGGAGACAGUUAUGUCCCUACUGCGUGAGUAUUUCUCCCGCUGGCGUGAGUUUGUGUAUAAGCAGCAAGGGAGAGAACUGGAGGUUACAUCACACCUUGAGGGCACAGUGAGGUUAAACAUGGUCAGAAUGUCAUUUACUUUCUGGAGAAGACACUUCAGGGCUACUUUGGUUGCUAGAGAGAAUGAGAAGUUGAGAGUGCGCCGCCUGGCCAAACAUGCCCUACAAGCCUGGCACCAGCAUUCCAAGGAUUCCCUACAGGAAGCUGUGGAAAGAUUUGCGGCUGCCAUUGGUCUACUUAAGGAGGAGAGUAGUCAAGGGGAGAUGAUUGAUGCUGAAGGCAAGGGAGACAAUUAUGAAGAUGACUUUGAGAAUGGACUUGAUGACCUCGAUCUUGCAUUGACCCCGAGGUCGGUGGGUUCAUACCCGACCACUCCUCGAACCCCCAGGACCCCUGUUACACCAAAACACAGUUCUUCCAUACACACACCACUCAGGAAACUGUGUUCUCCUUCACUAAGCAAACUCAGUCUGGCUCAGUCCCUAGAGUUUGAGGCAGGCAGUAUCAUCAGUUCUAGCUUCCUGGACGCCCGGUUUGAGAUGGAACAGGCUGUCAAAACAGAGAGCAGGAGGGAAAUCGUUGUCACUGUUGUUCACCGACUACGCCAUUGGCCAGUGGCCAUCAUGUUCGACCAAUGGCGCGAGUUUACUUCUCGACAACGCGAGUUCAAGCACCUGACAACACAGAUGACCAGUGUGCAAGAGAAGCUUGCAGUGAAGCAGUAUUUUGGUUCCUGGCUUCACUCAUUUAGAGAAAUGAGACUUGCCAAGCAACAUUAUGACCAAGUUCUACAACACAAGGCCCUGCUGAGCCUGAUUCUGUACAGAAACUCGCGGAAACAGAAGAAAUCCCGCAACCAGAUAGCUAAGGCCCACUUUGCCAUUAAAGUCUUCUCAAAAGUCUUCCCCUUGUGGCAGACCAAGGCACAAGAAAAACAGCAAUCAGAGAGGAUAGUGCACUUGUGGACGAACAUUACGGACGAGGAACGUCAACUGAUACCACGGGAGCGGUCCUUCCGGUACAAGCAGAACAGGAAAACUCUACAGGAGUGUUUUGGGCAGUGGUCAAGGCAGUACAGGAAGGUGGAGAAACUGAAGAAACUAUACCAUAGGAUCAUCCUUGAAAGGUAUUUUGGAGCAUGGUGCAACUGGGCUCUGGAGAGACAUGAGCGGGCCGUGAAAUGUCAGACAUUCUGUGACAACAGGAUACAGAAAUUGGUGUUCAAGACCUGGUGUACUCGAUACCGUCAGCAGACAGAGAUAGAGCAGCGUUACCAUGACACCUGGCAUAACUACCUGGGAAUCAUCUUUAACACCUGGCGACAAUGGGCUAAAGAUGAGAAGCGCUGCAAGCUGGUCUCGACCCAUAUUGUAGCCACAAGAAGCACAAGGACAGUUAACAGGCUGUUUCUCACUUGGAAAACUGAACACCAGAAACUACAGAGGGCCCAGCGCUGGCAUCAGACUCAACUUCUCACCAAGGUGGUGUAUUCCUGGCGUUGUGUGGCGGUGUGGCAGAAGGACCUGAGACAGAGGCAGCUCCAGUGUCAGCUCAUGUCCUACACAUGCUUGGCAAAAAGAGCAUUGCAUCAAUGGGUCGGGUGUUACCGUGAGCGCCAGUCCCAGCACGCUCGCCAUGCCCAUGAGGUCAACCAGAGGGUGCUGCGUAUUGCCACACACUGGAGGCAGCAAGCGCAGACCAGCAGGGGUGAACAACUGGUACAGACAUUCCAGAGGCAGGAGAUGAGUCGAUUGUUCACCAAAUGGAAGGCUGCCCAUGCCAGAAAUGUGGAGAGAGAUCGACAACUACAGCUCCAUCUGGCUUCAAAACACCAGGUGUUGAUGUCCCGCUGUCUGGACCAGUGGAGGUCGGAGCUAAUGUGUUUGCAAGCAGGGAGAGUGUUCAACAUGAAGCUAAUCACAUCGCUCCUAUCUGCAUGGAAAUCAACUGCCAGAGGAAUCAGGGAAAGACGACAAAGCCUGAUGGCUUAUCAGGAGAAGAAGGAUCAGCAAGUACAGAAGGUGUACUAUCUGUACUGGUUCAAUGUGGCCAAGGCAAGGAAGUCUAUACGUGGGCAUGCAAACCUCAAAAUACAACUGAAUGUGUUCAAGGCAUGGCUGCUGUACACUCGCAAACAGAUCAAUCUGCGAAGACUAGAGGUGACCUUCACAAGGAAACGCAACAAGCGUAUUCUUGAGAAAUACUGGUACCUUGUCAAGACAAGAUUUGACUACUGUGUGGAGCUGGGAGACAUGGCAAACAGGGUUAUUCACGAGAAAAAUAUGGUGCUAAUGAAACAGGCCCUUAGCCAUUGGGAUUUCAGACUUAAGAUUGUGAUAGCGGAUGAGUGCCAUGAACACAUUCUUGCCAAGCGGACAGCAACGCGUUGGCACCAGUUUGUGUGCCGACGCCGACAGGAGCGUCAACACAUGGCCCAACAGAUGGAGAGGGCAAGCAACUUCUACAACAAACAACUGUGCAAUAAGGUACAUCGUAGCUGGUUCAAUGAAGUGUUGGCCACCAGACAUGCAGCCAAGAGACGACAGAAGAUCUGUGCCAAGCAUGCUCGCAUCUGGAAACACAGGGUGGAUCUCGCAUACACUGCGAAAUGCCUGUAUCGUGAGAAACUCAUGACGGAGGCGUGGCGACGCUGGCAUCUUGAAUUUGCCCGUUAUAAAGCCAUCAGAAAAGUGGAAGCCUUUGAGAAGAGGCAGCAACUUUCAAUGGUGUUUGUGUCAUGGAAGAACCUGAUCAGAAAGCGUCAGCGCAAGAUUUCCAUGAUACCUCUACCAGUCUCUCCCGCGGGAAACAUGCCCUCUGUGGGAACCAGCAUUUCAUCUGCGGGAACCAGUGCUUGCUCAACUCCAACGGAUGAGCUAUUCCAGAGCUCCAUACCCACCUCACCCGUUUUCAUGAACCAGCCAAGUCAGAUACCCACACCAAAAUCUGCUCGCGGCUCCAAACCUACAAGGCUUCAUUCACUGAGCGCAAGAAAUUCACCAAAUGGCUCCACUGAGAACAUCAAACUUUCAACGACGAAUACCGGGCGGAGGGGUUCUAUAUAUUAAGCUAAUGGAUCAAAUUUUCCUAUACAGUCAAACUUUCUACAAUGAAUAUGUGAUAGAGUCUUUGAUUAUACUGACCCGAUACUCAAGUUUUGGUAAACAAGACAAUAUUUCUAAAAUAGAAAAUGUUCCUGAAAAUUGCAUAUUUAGUAGGAAAAUGAUCUGCAUGUUGUAACGAUAAGUGCAUAGUGUUUAACAACCAAGUGCUACAGGUUAGUUCUCAGGGUCUACUAUGUAUGCUGAGGGAUGGUUAUGCCAAAGAUAAAGUCUUAAUAUUUUAUUUAGAUGAAUUUUGUUUAGACAUAACAAACAAUUAGGUUGUUUCCGGAUUCCUGAUAUACCCUUUUAUUUGUAUCCAGUCCUAUUGUAUUUUUAUUGCCAUGAACAAUACUUUCUAACUCCCGUCCUUUCUGGUAUUUUUUUUCUGUAGCAUUUUGAACCUGCAUGCUUAAAUGUAAUGUUUUUAUUGAGUCUUCAUUCAAAAACAUCGACCCAGUCAACGGUCAAUGGGGUGGGGUGGGGGUAUAAAUGUAUAAAGUAAUAAGAAUCAAAUUUCUACUGACUUUUUACAUACGGCAGAUUUCACAAAAAAGGCAAUUAUUUGGCCCAUUUGCUUUCAUUUAUUGUUAUUGCAUGUCAACGUCAUAUAUACAGCAAUUGCCUUUCCCAACCCAAUAAGAACACCUAAUAGAAGUGAUUUGUAUUAAAAUAAUGAAAAUAUUGUGUUAAAUAAGGUAAAAAAAUGUAAAAAUAUGCCGAUAUUUAGGACAAAAAAGACAGAAAAUCUUCCCGGUACCAAUAUACCACUUUUUUGAGGAUGCUUUUCAGUAACAUCUGGUAAGUAUUUUAUUCUUGUCUGUUGAAUAAUGUUUGCAAGAAAUGUUAAUUAAAACAAUAAUAUAUCUAAAAUGAUUGCAUUUCGUUCGUAAUAUACUUAAAUUUUCGGUAAUUGCGCAUGGUGAUAACGUUACGGUAAUCUGUCCUCGAAUUGUUGUGUAACAUUAGCAGACAUGAUCCACUGCUAACUGUUUUAAGCCUAAACACACCUUUAUUAAAUCACUGAAAACAAAGACUACGUGUCGGAUAAAAACAGUAUUGCAUGUAACAAGAAAUAGGUCAUUCCCGAUCAUAAAGUUUUUUAGGUCUAAAAAUGUGUUAAUGUUACUCAAAAUCGAUUCUGUCCCAUUUUAGCAUGACGAUAGCACCUUUUCUAUUCGUGAAUAAUUUACACCGACUGAGGGUUAACAUCCGGGUAGCGAUUACUUUUAUAUUGGACUGGUUCACAGUUGACAUUGAAAUGAUAAAAAUAGUGGUGAAUACCGUUGAUAAAAACUUAAUCCAAGUUUGGCUCAUUCUGUCCUUCGAUGUAACGUUAACAUUAUGUCACGCUAGCAUUAAGACAAGCGCUUUAUUAAGCAAGAAAAUCGUUGAAAUUUGAUGACUUUCCCAGAGUCAAUUAUUCGAACAUAACAAUGUCGUCUGUAAACUAUCGUUUGUAAGUAUUCAUUCAUUAGGUACGUAGUUUAUAUUGAAUUCAUACCGCUUUUGUGUUUGAUAUCGUUAUUUAUUGGACAGAAUUAAGAAUUUUUGUGAUUAUCAAUUGACCGUGUUUAUCAAUCAUUUAUAUAGUUUGUUUUAUACUGUAUCAAGCUCAAACAGUCUGUGGUAGGUCUGUAUUUUAAUUUGUUGUGAAACAUUCUGUCCAACUGCUAAUGUGACAUACUGCUAAUGUUACUCAUUUUGUUUUGUGGUAACACUAGCACAUACUGCAAUUAGCAAUUUAUUAUAUAUAUGUUUAAUAUCAAAGGUAAUGAUAAUUGCACCAUACUAGAGACAUUUAUAUUACCACAACAAAACAUUUAUGUUUAUAGCUUAUCUGAUCUGAUAUAAAAAGAAAACCUAUGUUUGCAGAAAGCAUUUUCUGUCUUGUUGUCCAAUUAGGGUUUGUUUCAAUAAAUUUAUUUGAGAAAAACGAAACAAUCUUUAUUUUUUGUCUGUACAAUCUGUUUUAUAGAUAAAUGAACCAUUUAGUGCAAGACAAAAUACUUCUUUGGAUCAAAAUAUUAAAAAAAAACAAGUUUUUACCGGCAAUAUUGUAACACUAGCACAAAUGGUAUGGUGAUACAAAAUUCUUUUUUUUAUAAAAAUGCAUGAAUAAAUCAUUGCAAAUGUUCUAAAAUAUGAUAGAUAAGAAAUUGCUGUAAAAGAUUAUGUUGAAAUCACAAAUCUGCAAUAAAUUUUAAAAAUCAAUAUUCACCGGGAACUUUUUGGUCACCAAAACGUGAAAUCUGCCAUACAUUGCAUGCAAAUAAAAAUAUUUUUGAAAAUGUAUUUUUAGCACAGCAUAUUGAUUUUACUUUGAGCACCAAUUUUGAUGUUGAUAUAUAAAUCACUUUAAUUUAUUAAAGCAUUGUAGCUUUGGAUCAAGUUGAUAUUUUUGUUGUUUUGGGCAAGCUAUGCCUGCGUUGUUUUGAUAUUUUCACUGUUUGGUUUGCUAGUCAUAGUUAAGUGUACAUAAGGUGUUAUUUAUUUUUUCCCAAGAAGAGAGAAAAAAGUUGUAUAAUAUACUAUUCUUGAUAUGUUCUGGCCUGAAAGGCCAUUGUUUUUCUAAAACUGAACUGGACAGAUUAUUUUAUUUGCUGUGGUUUCUGAUGUAACAGGAAAAUGGUUGCUAAGUGCCAUUGAUUUGAGAGUACUACUAUAAAAUGCUUUAAAUCCAUUGGGUAUUUUUUCCCCAACUUCAUUCUUAGACAACUUUACAUGAGGUUUAGUAUUCACAACAUGAUAGAAAAUGUAAAAAAACUGUACUUCAAAAAUUAUAAAUUAAUUAUGGUAAACAAUGCUUGAAUUCAUUAUGCUAAAUAAACUUGAAACUGCAGCUUCAAAUGGAAUGUUUAUGAUUGUUCAGUUGUCAAGAAGUUUUUCCAUGGAAAGUACAUUGUUAGUCAUAUAUAUCUACUGGCUGUUUUAUAUUUUUGCAUUUUAGUUAUAGUUGCUGUAUGAUGUUGAUAUUUUAUUCAAAGAGUAUUAAAGAACUGUGAUAGUUUUAUAUUGCUAAUGCCAAAUAAACCAUUUUUAAUGCUU
Mya arenaria is the source of this 11109-nucleotide messenger RNA. RefSeq lists its product as uncharacterized. The record is from RefSeq and is a predicted model, not a curated record. Gene Ontology annotation, molecular function: phosphatase binding. The transcript has 41 exons. The coding region runs from base 358 to 8028 and encodes 2556 amino acids. NCBI's taxonomy places the organism in Eukaryota, Metazoa, Mollusca, Bivalvia, Myida, Myidae.